GUUGAGAGGGCGGGCGCGACUACUGCCAGACGUUCGGUCCUGAUCCCGGCCCUAAUUCUGUACCCCGAACCAAAUCCCGAUACCCCCAUUCGGACGGAGAGCCAGCGCAGAGGCGGGUACAGCCUGUUCCCAGGUGUUGAUCCCUGGCCAGCAUGCCACAACUUGGCGCCCACCAGCUGUCCUUUGAGGAGCAGAAGCAGAGGGCAGCGGACAUCGUGCGCCUCCUGUCCAUGUACAUCGACAUCCUGGACUCGUAUGUGAUAGAAUUCUUCAGCGAAAACUUGUGGGAGAAGGUGCCCCGCUCCUGGCGGCCGACACUCUCCGCUUUGACUGCCCCACAGUUGGCGUCACUGCUGCUGGAGAAUGGAUCUUCUGUUGGCCAGGAGUCAGUUUGGCCCCUCUCCCUGCUGGCAUUCAGGGCAGCCGCCCAUGGCUUGGCCCUGCCCCGUCAGCCCCGGGGUGUCUCCCCACCGUGUGGGGCCAUCCCUGGGAGCAGCAGGGAGCCCGAGGAGUUCCAGGCCAACAGAAGCCAGAGCUCACGGCUGGGACACCUCUUCCGCAGGCACGUCCGGCCCAAGAAACAGCACGAGAUCCGCAGGCUGGCUGGGCUGGUGAAGAAGUUGUGCAAUGCUACAGGCUGUGAGCACGUGGUAGACAUGGGAUCAGGCCAGGGUCACUUGUCGCGAUACCUCGCCUUCCACCAUGGCCUACACCUGACCGGGCUGGAGGCAUCUGAGGAGCUGGUCACGGCCGCCAGGCGCUUCGACAAGGAGCUGCUCCUCAGCCUGGAGAAGGAGACACGCCGAGAGACUGAGGGCAUCAGGGAGCUGUCACUGCCUAGCCUGGACCCUCCUCGGCACCUGGUGCAUCAGGUGCUCUCUGAGGAGGAGGGGAAGCUGCUGGAGGAGCUGGGGCAGGGGAGUCCAUCCCUGGUGCUGGCGGCUCUCCAUGCCUGCGGGGACCUGGGACCAGCCACACUGCGCCUCUUCGCCCGUUGCCCCAGCGCACGGGGACUGGCUCUCGUCUCUUGCUGCUACAUGAAGGCCAGCGAGGAGAGCGGCUACCCCAUGAGUGCCUGGGUCCGCUCCCUGCCCGCCCACCAGCUGCCCUACAAACUGCGGGAGACGGCCUGCCAUGCGGUGGAGGACUUCGCCGAGCGCCUGCGGGGACAGAGUCCGGCGCUGCGCUCACACUGUUACCGGGCUGCACUCGAGGUCAUCAUCCGGCACCUACACCCUCACCUCCGGCGUCCUCCGCUACACGCAGCUGGCAAGGCUCACCUCCGCCCCUUCCCAGAUUACGCCCGGGAAGGGCUGCGGAAGCUGGGUCUGCACUCGGGAACGUCAUGGGACACAGCUCGGGUCGAGGCCCUGCUAGAACAGGGGAACAAGGUGCUGGCUUACUUCUGUCUCACCCUGAGCCUGGCUCCCGUCAUCGAAACUCUCAUCCUCCUCGACAGAGUCAUCUACCUCCAGGAGCAAGGCUUUCAUUGCCAGCUACUGCCCUUGUUUGAGCCGAAGUUCUCCCCCCGCAACUUCGUGCUGUUGGCUGUCAAGCUCAGUAGUCAGCUCAGUCAGCUUCUCUGCCCGGCAGAUGGGACGAGCUGCCCCGAGUGAAGUCCCGUACGUACAUGACAUUCGAUGCAGACGUCAAGAGGUCAGCUCAGUCAGCUUCUCUGCCUGACGGAAGGGUCUGCCUGCACCACGCCAGGUUCCGCACACUUCUGACAUUCAGUGCCGCCUGCCCACAGGAUGACAAGGCAGAGGAGAGGACAGCCAGCAGAGCCACCUCCGACUCCCAGCCGAUGUGCUUUGUGAACCCCAGCUCGGAACAUAGACAGGACAGCGCCGUGUGACUGUGCCUGCUGUGAGGCACCUCACUCACAUCCCACAGCACCACAGCAGAAGAUGAUCCUACACGAAACAACAUGCCUAAAUGACUUUUGGUCAGAUUCAGGAUGCUGAUGGUGAGGGGAAGAGUUCCACCACAGGAAAGGAUUAUGGACAGGAGAGAGUCCCACCAUAUGAGGGGAGUGCCAUCGACAGGGGAGCGUCCCACCACAGCAGGAAGAUUCCUUGUGCAGUAACACAGUGCAGUGUGGGGUCUUGCUCUGGCUGAAUUGAGGAGGGGCAGACGUCUCCAUCAGCAAAUGGUCACCUCCCCCUGCCAUAUAUGUCAAUGAUGGCCCACUGUAAACUCUGUCAGCUGUGGGGUAAGUGGAGACAGUGAGGGCUCAUUCUGUCUUCAUUGCAAUGAUCUUGGGAUGUUCCCACCUUACAUCUUCAGCCAUGGGACAUGCCCAGAGACUACUGCCCUUCUUCUCCUGUGUUUCUCAGCCAAUACCCUUGCUGAAAAUCACCAGUCGACAAGGUUGGCACAAAUACUCCCGCACUCGUUCAAUGGAAAGGAAUGGUUUAAUUUAAUAAUAGUCUGCAAUGGGCGGUUUACCCGUGGGUGAGAAUGGUACUAACCCACUCCACCACUUCCAUUCAAGCCAGUGAUCAGUACCAGAAGGACUUGCGGUGCCGGCCAGU
Messenger RNA from Hypanus sabinus (Atlantic stingray), 2534 nucleotides. RefSeq names its product methyltransferase like 25B (gene mettl25b). The coding region runs from base 153 to 1616 and encodes 487 amino acids. The transcript has 9 exons. The record is from RefSeq and is a predicted model, not a curated record. NCBI's taxonomy places the organism in Eukaryota, Metazoa, Chordata, Chondrichthyes, Myliobatiformes, Dasyatidae.